AUGCGGCAGCCAUUGUUUCUGUUAUUAGUGUUUAGCAAAUGUUGCUUGGCAGCAGGGCAGUUAACUGUUGUCAUUGAUCUAAACGAAAAAUUCUUGGAUGUUAGCGAUGAAGGGCUAUGGAUUGUCAAGUUCUAUGCUCCAUGGUGUGCGCACUGUAAACGUUUACUUCCUGUCUGGGAACACCUUGGACAUGCCGUUAGCGACAAGAAUCUACCGGUACGGGUUGCAAAGAUGGACUGCACACGUUUCACAAGUGCUUGCAAUAAGCUCUCUGUUAACGGAUAUCCCACCAUUAUAUUUUUCCGUCAUGGACGGAAAAUCGAGUAUUUUGGAGAGCGCACAAAAGAGGCGUUGUUCAACUUCGUCGUAAAGAGUGCUGCUCCAGUUGUCGAAAAAGUAUUGUUGCAGAUUAGACGUGAUUCUCGAAGUGAUCCUGCGUUUGUUAUCAUUGGUGAUGGGAAGGAUGAUAUGCAGGCAGAAUUUGAAGUGAUUGCGGACUCAUUAUUUUGGAAGGUAUUCUCUAACUGUGCCAUUUUUGAUUCUUUAACCCGUACUAAAUCCAAUUCUGAAGGAAAUUUCUAUUCAACAAUUAUUGCAGAAGGCCUAAGCUCUUGGAUAAUGGCUGAAAGGUGGCCUUUAAUGCCUCGUGCGUCUUCUUCAAAUCUUGCCGAUAUAGCUAGCACCGGAAAAUUAAUAGUGCUUGUGAUAUGUAGUGAGUUGGAAAGAUUCAACCUGUCGUCACCCAUAGGGAUAUUUUGUGAAAAAGCGAGGCAGGCGGCUGAGGAUCUACGGAAGUCUGAAUAUUUGUGGUCCCGUUUCCAGUUUGCUUGGCUGGAUGGACCGGAAUUGGCCACGAACAUUUUAUGCAUACUUGUGUUUAACUACACAACUUAUGAGUACUACCUUAAUGAGGACGAUCCGGAUAGAGUCACUCGUGCGUCGUUGGUCACUUGGCUUAAUAACCUUGCAGAUGGAAUUGAGAAAGGAGUGCAAGUUUCGCUUGGAGGUCGUUCGUUGCCAACUCGAAUGCGCCGAAUGAUUUUCGAAGUCUAUUCAAAUAUCACGCAAAUGUUUGCCACGCAACCUUUACUGUCAUCAGUUCUUUUCGGCAUGCCAAUCGCUUUUCUUAGUAUAAUAUGUUACAGGUUAUCUUCGUAUCUCAACGUACAUAGUGCGAUGUUGAAACUACUUUACAUGAGAGAGAGAAUCCGAGUUUCGACCUACGUCAACGAUCAAAGAUAA
This is a messenger RNA of Angiostrongylus costaricensis, 1242 nucleotides long. The record is from the annotation of a GenBank genome assembly. NCBI's taxonomy places the organism in Eukaryota, Metazoa, Nematoda, Chromadorea, Rhabditida, Metastrongylidae.